Molecule: messenger RNA, 423 nt
Organism: Thelazia callipaeda (thelaziosis nematode)
Lineage: Eukaryota; Metazoa; Nematoda; Chromadorea; Rhabditida; Thelaziidae
Source: the annotation of a GenBank genome assembly
AUGUCGCAUUACUUUUCAGACAGUUCGAUUAGACAACAUCGAAAAUCGCUGAAUGCUACAGCGAAAGAAAAGAAGAACGGUACUACCCUUGGCCGUCGGCUUAGUACAGCCAAACCUUACUGUCGUCCGUUCGGAAAAAAAAUCAAACCGAGUACAAAAGCAAUCACAAAGCCAAAUACAAAGCCGAUAAUAAAAGCACAAGUUCGCGACUUCUCGGUGGAACCAUUGACCGCGGAAGCAGAUUACUCCUCAGAUGCUUCAAAUCGAGAAGUGGGCCAAUUUUCAAAUGAAACAAAAGCCGUGAUGUGGCGCUGGCUAGUUGACUUGUCUCAAGUAAGUCAAUGUACUGACUCGUCCACUUCAUGUUGCGAAAAAUUGAUAUCCUUCUUAGAACAAAAAAUAUUAUUUUCGAUGUUUGAAUAG